AUGACAGAAACCAAAUCAUUUAUAGAUUUACUUAGUACAAAUUUGGCUCAUGUAUUUCAUCGAUAUUUAUUUGUUAAAAAUAAACAAUUUUGUUCUCAUCAAUUAACAAAUUCACGAAAAAAAAUUCGUAUUAAUAUGGAUAAAUAUGGCCAUUUAUUUAGUUCAUGUUUUAAUCAAGAAUUAAAUAAUAAAAUACAAUUAAAUGAUAAUAAAUCUCGAGAAAAAAAUAAUGUUUCAAAGAAUAACAAGAAAAAAAUGAAUAAAAGCAAUAAAAAGAAGACGAAAAUUAAAUCUAAGAAUACUAGUACACGACGAAAAAGUAAAGAAAAAAUAUUAAAGACGAUUAAUAAACCGCCAUCUGUAUCAAUUGUAACUAAUCAAAUUAAGUCACAAUUAUCUAGAGAUUCUAUAUCUAAAAGAGAAGAUCAUCAAUCAUUUGAGAUGAGACAUGUGUUAUCAUCAACUUCAUUGACAAUAUCUCAAACAUCAAAUCCAACACAAGAAACUGAUUCGACUUCAUAUCUAUCAAAUCAAUAUCAAGAAAAAAUGAAAUAUUUAUACAAUAUGAAACCAAUAGUAAAUAAAAAUUCAUUAAAUGAAUUAAAUUUAACAAAUAAUUUUCAACAUAAAAAAAUGAAACAAUAUUCCAAAGGAUUAAAACCUGAACAACUUUUUCGUCGUCCGAAAGAUUCAAGAUCAAAACGACGCAAAUGUUGUGGAGUCUAUUACGAAUUAUUUGAUGAUGCAUGGCGUUUACUCGAAGGAUGGUUUACAAUGGAAUAA
Molecule: messenger RNA, 783 nt
Organism: Adineta steineri
Lineage: Eukaryota; Metazoa; Rotifera; Eurotatoria; Adinetida; Adinetidae
Source: the annotation of a GenBank genome assembly